Messenger RNA from Nomia melanderi (Alkali bee), 4290 nucleotides. RefSeq lists its product as uncharacterized. The record is from RefSeq and is a predicted model, not a curated record. Lineage: Eukaryota; Metazoa; Arthropoda; Insecta; Hymenoptera; Halictidae.
AAUGAAAGAAUGUUUUCAGAGAUGUGGUAAAAAGAAGGGGAAACCAACAUAAAUGGAAUUAGCUGCAAUCUACAUAUAGUAGAUGUCAAUAUACACUGCCACUGAGAACAUCUCAACUAUCAAUUGUGUUUUGUAACUAGUGAAUUUUGGUCUUUGAUAUAAGAGACCAGGCCAAUAACAUGGUGAUACAAAGGAUUGUUAUUUUAUCAUUAUUAACAACACAAGUAUUAUGUGCACCAAGUGGAUGUAUUACAUCUUGUAAUACUUAUGGUGAUCAUUUUGAAACUCAAUCAUCUGGCAUUCAGAGUUAUAGGGAUUUAACGCAAACUGCAUCACAAUUACAAGGGCCUGCAUAUUCUAAACCUGGUACUUGGUCUGAACACAAUGAAUACAAUAUAAACAAUGGAAAAGUACAUGAAGAAAGGGGACAAUUCACUAAUGGCCAUAAGACUAUAAGAUACUACAAGAAGAAUUAUUCUUCGCAUGAUACAAACUAUCCAAGCAAUACAAGAUUAUCUGAUAUUGAAGAGCUAAACAAUAAUUACAGACAGGGUAUUUAUGUACCUAAUUCUGAAGAUGUUUCCAACUCUCAAAGGACAUAUAACCAAGUAGGUAAUUCGGAAUUAGUAGCACAACAACAUGGGUAUAAUAGGAUACAGAGUCAACAACGUACACAAUCCGCAAUUAGAAGAACUAAUACACAAAGUGAAAAUCUUGAAGACUUUGGAGAAUACAGUGGAAACUCGCAAGUAAUACAGCAAGGCACGUCUAACAUAAAUACUCAUGCUACAGAUCAGCCUUCUUUUACCAAUACACAAUCAGGAAAUUGGAGCAAAGUUGAUUCUUAUAAAACUGAUGGAGGACACGGACGAGUGUUUGAAGAAGAAGGUCAAUAUAUGUCAGGACCUAAAAAAGUUCAAUAUUAUAAAAGAAAUUACACUUCCAGUUAUGGAUCAUCUAACGGACUCCCUGUUUCUGGUAUUACUAAAAUUGGUAUGGAUAACUUACAUAAAGAAAUAGAAAACUUACAUAAAGAGAUGGGAAAAGCUUACAAUCACAUAUCUACCACGAGGGAUGUACAAUCUAGCAAUACUAUGCAAACAAAUAUUAAUACAAACAAUGACUUGGACACUGAUAAUAUUUACAAUAUAAAUAAUAACGCUUAUAGAGGUAGAUCACAAUAUGGAAGUAACUUAUCCGCAUUACAACGUAAUGAACAACAUUAUACAGAUACUGCAAGUGAACAUUCAUCUCAUAGAAAUCCUUCUCAAAAUAUUUAUGGUACAAGUAGUUACAAUAUGUAUGAAAGACGCGAAGGACAUGUGUCAAAUGUCCAGCCAUCCACACAAUAUAUAAAUCCUACAUCAGGAUAUACCAAUGUGAUUACCACAGGAAACAGUGGUUACAAUAAAAAUACAUAUAACGAAGAAAGUAUGCUGCAGCAAACAGAACGUUUGGGUGCACAUCAAUCAACACUUGGACGCAACCAAAUGGCUGGUGAUAAUUUGCAACAAAAUUUGUAUAAUGAACAUCGGUUGUCAGCUUUAAAUACACCAGGAAGAGUUUCACAAUAUAAGGAACAAUGGAGUUCCAGUCAUGCAAGAGAAACAUCAGAACCACAUUAUACUUCAGAUAUUUCACAAAUUAGUGAGCAGAAUGCACAAUAUAACAGCAGAUACCGCGGAGGUAAUUUUAACUAUGCACAUCAAACACAAUUAGGAAAACUGACAACUGGAGCACAUGAUUUAAGCCACCUAGGAAGUCAUGCUGACUGUACUCAUGGAAUAGACCAACAUACACACACAAAUUCUCAAUAUCAUUCUAUAUACAAACGGAAUGCAAAUGAUGAAAAUAAAUUUGAUGAUCUGACCCAACAAACAUCCGAAAAACUCGAGUUUGGUCAACAAUCUCAGCAGACUCAUCAACCAUGGAGACCUGGGAGUGAUAGUCAGCAUUCAGAGGAUAUGACUCAACAAACUGAUGAGUUUGAUGAUCUCACUCAGCAAACUUCUGGAAAACUCGAAUUUGGCCAGCAAUCACAAUAUCCUUUUCAACAUUGGACCUCGGGAAGUGCUAAUCAACAUUCAGAGGAUAUGACUCAACAAACUGGUGAAUUUGAUGAUCUCACUCAACAAACAUCUGGAAAACUGGAGUUUGGUCAACAAUCUCAGCAGACUCAUCAACCAUGGAGACCUGGAAGUGCUAAUCAGCAUUCAGAGGAUUUAACUCAACAAACUGGUGAAUUUGAUGAUCUCACUCAACAAACAUCUGGGAAACUGGAGUUUGGUCAACAAUCUCAGCAGACUCAUCAACCAUGGAGACCUGGAAGUGCUAAUCAACAUUCAGAGGAUAUGACUCAACAAACCAGUGAAUUUGAUGAUCUCACUCAGCAAACUUCUGGAAAACUCGAAUUUGGUCAACAAUCACAGCAGGGUCAUCAACCAUGGAGACCUGGAAGUGCUAAUCAACAUUCACAGGAUAUGACUCAGCAAACCGGUGAAUUUGAUGAUCUGACCCAACAAACAUCUGGAAAAUUCGAAUUUGGUCAGCAAUCUCAAUAUCCUUUUCAACAUUGGACCUCGGGAAGUACUAAUCAGCAUUCAGAGGAUUUAACUCAACAAACUGGUGAAUUUGAUGAUCUCACUCAACAAACAUCUGGGAAACUGGAGUUUGGUCAACAAUCUCAGCAGACUCAUCAACCAUGGAGACCUGGAAGUGGUAAUCAACAUUCAGAGGAUAUGACUCAGCAAACCGGUGAAUUUGAUGAUCUCACUCAGCAAACUUCUGGAAAACUCGAAUUUGGUCAACAAUCACAGCAGGGUCAUCAACCAUGGAGACCUGGAAGUGCUAAUCAACAUUCAGAGGAUAUGACUCAACAAACUGGUGAAUUUGAUGAUCUGACCCAGCAAACAUCUGGAAAACUCGAGUUUGGUCAACAAUCUCAAGAUAUUUCACAACACUGGAAAUCAGAAAAUGUCAAUCAGGAUUCAGUAGACCUCUCUCAACAGUCCUCUGUGGGACCCAUACAUGCACAGCACUCCUAUGAACCACAAGUAUCUGGUAUUGAUAAAAGUACACCUAAUGAACAUGUGUCUAGAGCGCCACUUCCAAAGCCUGCUGGUAAGCCAAGGCCAAGGUCUAGGUAUUCCAGAGUUGGAUCUGUGAUCAGUUUACCAGUAGAAAACCAGAAUGCUGUUAAUGAAGAUAAGUCUAUUGAUAAGGUUCCUGAAUUACCACCAAAAGUUGUUACAGAAGCUGCAAUGGGUGCUACUGGACAUCAAGAUAUCAGAGGAGAUCAAAAUGUUGGAACAUCCAUGGAUAAUGAUAAAACAUUAAAUCAACAAACUGAAGGUAAUGUAUUUGAUAUUGAAGGAGGAAAUAUAGAUCAAGGGAAUUUGUUACACAAGUCUAAUGAUGCAACUGUAGGUUUACAGUGGCAUUAUACCUAUCAUCCCAGUGAUCGAAGGCCAUUCGUGCAACAAACAGAUGAAAAGAAUAAAGAAGACCUACAGCAACAAUCAAGUAACCCAGACGUUUACCAUACUCAAGAUAAUUUGGAUCAGCAGGAAGCUCAAAAUAAAUAUAUAUUUGAAAAUUUGUAUCAACAAUCAUCUAAUGCAGGGGAGGAACAAUCGAAGAUAUAUCAACAAAAUGAUAAAGAAACAGAUAACAUUCAAACAGAAAGUAAGUUAGAAUAUAGUCAACCAACACUAAACGAACCUGAAGGUGAACAAAAACAAGUUGGAAGCAGUGGAUCUCAAUUUCAUUUGGAACCAAGGAUAUUACAAGCUUAUGGUGGUGGACCUUACGAUUCUUUCCACGAUAAUGAUAUGUAUAAUGGAGUAACAGCAAAACCUAGUGCUACUUUACCACCAAUUAGUAGUGCAGACCCAUGGGAUAUUCGUGAUAAGCCAAAAGAAGUGGCUGUGCCAAAUUAUGAAGCAACGGCUCCUCCAAUGCCAGUAGUACCUUUGUCGCCCGAUAUAAAUGAACCAACUCCCCCCCCAACAUUUUGGGCAAGAAUUGGAAAUAAAAUAACAAAUACAUUUGAUAAAGCUAAAGAGAAAGCUAGAAAUAUCUUUGGUUAAAUGUACGUAAACUGUCCAUUAAUGCAUACUUAAUGUUAACUGAAUUCAUUGGAUAAAAAUUAUUUAUCAGUGUCAUUUAGUAAUAUAUUGGUAUCAUUUAAUUAUUUAAUUAAACCAAGAAGUUCACAUAGUAUUAUGGAACAUCAUUAUUUUAAAAUUAUUUCGUAUUGUGUUCUUAUUUAAAUAAAUAUUUUUAACAACA